GCUUCUACCGCUGCAUCGUGCGUAACCGGAUGGGGGCCUUGCUGCAGCGGCAGACGGAGGUCCAGGUGGCCUACAUGGGGAGCUUUGAGGAGGGUGAGAAGCACCAGAGCGUCUCCCACGGAGAAGCAGCCGUCAUCCGUGCCCCGCGCAUCACCAGCUUCCCCCGGCCGCAGGUGACCUGGUUCCGGGACGGCCGCAAGAUCCCACCCAGCAGCCGCAUAGCCAUCACGCUGGAGAACACCCUUGUCAUCCUGUCCACAGUGGCUCCCGACGCGGGCCGCUACUAUGUGCAGGCUGUUAAUGAUAAGAACGGGGAUAACAAGACCAGCCAGCCCAUCACUCUUGCCGUGGAGAAUGUAGGGGGACCCGCAGAUCCCAUUGCACCCACCAUCAUCAUCCCUCCCAAGAACACCAGCGUGGUGGCCGGGACCUCGGAGGUGACCAUGGAGUGUGUGGCCAACGCCAGGCCCCUGAUCAAGCUGCACAUCGUUUGGAAGAAAGAUGGAGUGAUGCUGUCAGGUGGCAUCAGUGACUACAACCGCCGGCUCACCAUCCCCAACCCCACGGGCAGCGAUGCCGGCUACUAUGAGUGUGAGGCCGUCCUGCGCAGCAGCAGUGUCCCCCCUGUUGCCCGGGGAGCCUACCUCUCUGUGUUCGAACCACCUCAGUUUGUCAAGGAGCCAGAGAGGCACAUCACAGCGGAGAUGGAGAAAGUGGUGGACAUCCCCUGUCGGGCCAAAGGUGUACCACCACCCUCCAUCACCUGGUACAAGGACGCAGCCCUGGUGGAGGUAGAGAGGCUGACCCGCUUCCGGCAGCGUGGCGACGGGGACCUCCAGAUCAGCGGGCUGGUGCCCGACGACACCGGCAUGUUCCAGUGCUUCGCCCGCAAUGCAGCUGGCGAGAUGCAAACCUCCACCUACCUGGCCGUCACCAGCAUCGCCCCCAAUAUCACCAGAGGCCCCUUGGACAGCACAGUGAUCGAUGGCAUGUCAGUGGUACUGACGUGUGAGACUUCGGGGGCGCCCCGGCCGGCUAUCACUUGGCAGAAAGGGGAGCGCAUCCUGGCCAGUGGCUCAGUCCAGCUGCCCCGCUUCACGCUCCUGGAGUCUGGCAGCCUGCUCAUCAGCCCCACACACAUCUCCGACGCAGGGACCUACACCUGUCUGGCCACCAACUCUCGGGGGGUCGACGAGGCCUCAGCAGACCUGGUCGUAUGGGCCCGGACCCGCAUCACCAAGCCUCCCCAGGACCAGAGUGUCAUCAAGGGCACCCAGGCCUCCAUGGUGUGCGGAGUGACCCAUGACCCCCGAGUGACUGUCAGGUAUGUCUGGGAGAAGGAUGGGGCUACCCUGGGCAUGGAGAGCAAUCCCCGUACCCGCCUGGACAAAAACGGCUCCCUGCACAUCUCGCAGACGUGGUCAGGGGACAUUGGCACAUACACCUGCCGGGUACUCUCAGCUGGAGGCAAUGACUCUCGCAGUGCCCACCUGCGAGUCAGGCAACUGCCCCAUGCCCCCGAGCACCCGGUGGCAACUCUGAGCUCCGUGGAGAGGCGAGCCAUCAACCUGACGUGGGCCAAGCCCUUUGACGGCAACAGCCCCCUCAUCCGCUACGUCCUGGAGAUGUCGGAGAACAAUGCCCCCUGGACCAUACUCCUGGCCAGUGUGGACCCUGAAGCUACCUCGGUGACGGUCAAGGGGUUGGUCCCCUCACGUUCCUACCAGUUCCGUCUCUGUGCUGUCAACGACGUGGGGAAAGGACAGUUCAGCAAGGACACGGAGAGGGUCUCUCUCCCUGAGGAGCCCCCCACAGCCCCUCCACAGAAUGUCAUUGCCAGUGGCCGGACCAACCAGUCCAUCAUGAUCCAGUGGCAGCCGCCACCCGAGAGCCACCAGAAUGGCCUCCUCAAGGGCUACAUCAUCAGGUACUGCCUGGCCGGGCUGCCCGUUGGGUACCAGUUUAAGAACAUCACGGAUGCAGACGUCAACAACCUACUGCUAGAGGACCUCAUCAUUUGGACCAACUACGAGAUCGAGGUGGCCGCCUACAACAGUGCCGGGCUAGGCGUCUACAGCAGCAAAGUCACUGAGUGGACGCUGCAGGGAGUUCCCACGGUCCCUCCCGGCAAUGUGCAUGCAGAAGCCACCAAUUCCACAGCCAUCCGCUUCACCUGGAAUGCCCCCAGCCCCCAGUUCAUCAACGGCAUCAACCAGGGCUACAAGCUGAUCGCCUGGGAGCCAGAGCAGGAAGAGGAGGCUACCAUGGUGACCGCCCGGCCCAACUUUCAAGACAGCAUCCACGUGGGCUUUGUGUCUGGCCUGAAGAAGUUCACCGAGUACUUCACCUCGGUGCUGUGCUUCACCACCCCCGGAGACGGGCCCCGCAGUGCCCCCCAGCUGGUGCGCACCCACGAGGAUGUGCCUGGGCCUGUGGGACAUCUGAGCUUCAGUGAAAUCCUGGACACCUCGCUGAAGGUCAGCUGGCAAGAGCCAGGAGAGAAGAAUGGCAUCCUCACAGGGUACCGGAUCUCCUGGGAGGAGUAUAACCGAACCAACACCCGUGUGACCCACUAUCUGCCCAACGUGACCCUGGAGUACCGCGUCACGGGCCUCACCGCACUCACCACCUACACCAUCGAGGUGGCCGCCAUGACCUCAAAGGGCCAGGGCCAGGUGUCUGCCUCGACCAUCUCUUCAGGGGUGCCUCCAGAACUCCCAGGGGCCCCCACCAACCUGGGCAUUUCCAACAUCGGCCCCCGUUCUGUGACCUUGCAGUUCAGGCCGGGCUAUGAUGGGAAAACCUCCAUCUCCCGCUGGCUGGUGGAGGCCCAGGUGGGUGUGGUCGGGGAGGGAGAGGAGUGGCUUCUGAUCCACCAGCUCGCCAAUGAGCCCGAUGCCCGCUCCAUGGAGGUGCCCGACCUCAACCCCUUCACCUACUACAGCUUCCGCAUGCGCCAGGUGAACAUCGUAGGUACCAGUCCACCCAGUCAGCCUUCUAGAAAGAUCCAGACCCUCCAGGCGCCCCCUGACAUGGCCCCAGCCAACGUGACUCUGCGCACGGCCAGUGAGACCAGCCUGUGGCUCCGCUGGAUGCCUCUCCCCGAGAUGGAGUACAACGGGAACCCCGAGUCAGUGGGCUACAAGAUCAAGUACAGCCGGUCAGAUGGCCACGGCAAGAUGCUGAGCCACGUGGUGCAGGACCGCGUGGAGCGGGAGUACACCAUCGAGGACCUGGAGGAGUGGACGGAGUACCGCGUCCAGGUCCAGGCCUUCAACGCCAUCGGGAGCGGGCCCUGGAGCCAGAUGGUGGUGGGCAGGACCCGAGAGUCAGGUAUGGCCCUGUCGCGCCCAGCCACCCUGGUGACUGCCCCUCCUACUUCCAGCUCCAUGGCUGAGUGCUGGGGGCUGAGACCCAGGCCCAAGGCGCUCACCCUGUGCUGGGCCCGGCAGGUGAUGUAUAGGGAGAAGGACUCGGACUCCCAGCCCCACUUCUGGCUGGUGGAAGGCAACUCGUCUCGCAGCGCCCAGCUCACCGGCUUGGGCAAGUACGUGCUCUAUGAGGUGCAGGUCCUGGCCUUCACGCGCAUCGGAGACGGCAGCCCCAGCCACCCUCCCAUCCUGGAGCGGACGCUGGAUGAUGUCCCGGGACCACCCAUGGGCAUCCUGUUCCCGGAGGUGAGGACCACAUCAGUGCGGUUGAUCUGGCAGCCCCCUGCUGCCCCCAAUGGCAUCAUUCUUGCUUACCAGAUCACACACCGGCUCAACACCACCGCAGCUAACACUGCCACCGUGGAGGUGCUGGCACCCAGCGCCCGCCAGUACACAGCCACCAGCCUCAAGCCAGAGUCUGUCUACCUGUUCCGCAUCACAGCCCAGACCCGCAAGGGCUGGGGAGAGGCUGCCGAGGCCUUGGUGGUGACCACCGAGAAGAGAGACCGCCCGCAGCCCCCCAGCAAGCUGGUGGUGCAGCAGGAGGACGUGAAGGCACGCAGCGUGCUGCUGUCCUGGGAGCCUGGCAGCGACGGGCUGUCCCCUGUGCGCUACUACACCGUCCAGACCCGCGAGCUGCCCAGCGGCAGGUGGGCGCUGCACUCCGCCUCCGUGAGCCACAACGCCUCCACCUUCAUUGUGGACAGGCUCAAGCCCUUCACGUCCUACAAGUUCCGACUGAAGGCAACCAAUGACAUUGGGGACAGCGACUUCAGCGAGGAGUCAGAGUCACUGACCACCCUGCAGGCCGCCCCUGACGAAGCACCCACCAUCCUCUCAGUGACGCCCCACACCACCACUUCUGUGCUAAUCCGAUGGCAGCCUCCAGCCGAGGACAAGGUCAAUGGCAUCCUCCUGGGCUUCCGGAUUCGGUACCGGGAGCUGCUUUAUGAAGGGCUGAGGGGCUUCACUCUUCGAGGCAUCAACAACCCCGGGGCCAAGUGGGCCGAGCUUACCCCCUUGUACUCCAUGCGGAACCUGAGCCGGCCCAGCCUCACGCAGUACGAGCUGGACAACCUGAACAAGCACCGGCGCUACGAGAUACGGAUGAGUGUGUACAAUGCCGUGGGUGAGGGGCCCUUGAGCCCCCCGCAGGAGGUCUUUGUAGGGGAAGCAGUGCCCACGGCAGCGCCUCGUAAUGUGGCCGUCCACGGUGCCACAGCCACCCAGCUGGAUGUGACAUGGGAGCCACCCCCACUGGACAGCCAGAAUGGAGAUAUCCAGGGCUACAAGAUUUAUUUCUGGGAAGCCCAGCAGCCGAACCUCACAGAGCGGGUGAAGACACUUUUCCUGGCUGAGAAUAGUGUGAAGCUGAAGAACCUGACCGGCUACACUGCCUACAUGGUCAGUGUGGCAGCCUUCAACGCCGCUGGGGACGGGCCACGGAGCAGCCCCACCCGGGGCCAGACCCAGCAAGCAGGAGUCAGCAAGAUUGUGACCGUGGACGUGAAGGGGAGCAGCCCUCUGUGGCUGAAGGUGAAGGACCUGGCAGAGGGGAUGACCUACAGGUUCCGCAUCAGAGCCAAGACCUUCACCUACGGACCGGAGAUCGAAGCCAAUGUCACCACGGGCCCGGGAGAAGGUGCCCCGGGACCGCCUGGAGUGCCCAUCAUUGUGAGGUACAGCUCGGCCAUCGCCAUCCACUGGUCCAGCGGAGACCCCGGCAAAGGACCCAUCACCCGCUACGUCAUAGAGGCCCGGCCUUCAGAUGAGGGGCUGUGGGACAUCCUCAUCAAAGACAUCCCCAAGGAGGUGAGUUCUUACACAUUCAGCAUGGACAUCCUCAAGCCGGGCGUGAGCUACGACUUCAGGGUCAUCGCGGUCAACGACUACGGCUUUGGCACCCCCAGCAGCCCCUCCCAGUCCGUGCCAGCCCAGAAAGCCAACCCCUUCUACGAGGAGUGGUGGUUCCUGGUGGUCAUCGCCCUGGUCGGCCUCAUUUUCAUCCUGCUUCUGGUCUUUGUGCUCAUCAUCCGAGGCCAGAGCAAGAAGUAUGCCAAGAAAAGUGACUCGGGGAACAGUACCAAGUCUGGAGCCCUUGGCCACGGGGAGAUGAUGAGCUUAGAUGAAAGCAGUUUCCCUGCCCUGGAACUCAACAACCGGCGGCUCUCGGUCAAGAACUCCUUCUGCCGAAAGAAUGGCCUGUACACCAGGUCUCCCCCCCGGCCCAGCCCGGGCAGCCUCCACUACUCUGAUGAGGAUGUCACCAAGUAUAAUGACCUCAUCCCAGCAGAGAGCAGCAGCCUGACUGAGAAGCCCUCAGAAAUCUCUGACUCUCAGGGGAGCGACAGUGAGUAUGAAGUCGACCCCAGCCACCAGAAGGCCCACUCUUUUGUCAACCACUACAUCAGUGACCCCACCUAUUACAACUCGUGGCGGCGGCAGCAGAAGGGCAUCUCGCGGGCCCAGGCGUACAGCUACACGGAGAGCGACUCGGGCGAGCCAGACCACGCCACCAUCGCCAACAGCAACAGCACCCAGCAGGGCAGCCUCUUUCGACCCAAGGCCAGUCGGACUCCAACGCCCCAAAACCCCCCGAACCCCUCAAGUCAGCAGAGCACCCUCUACCGCCCCCCCAGCAGCCUCAAGAGGAAAGAGAAAGAAAGAAAAAUGGCACCAAACUCCUCCGUCACCCCUCCCUGCACCGCCUGCCAGAAAACAAAAACACCAAGAAACCAAGUCAACUUUUCACCUCCCGAGUUUAUUCUUCCAGAGAUUCCAGGGCCAGCCAGGCUGGUGUGGAGGGGGAGGCAGAAGCAGCCACGAGAGAUGUCUGUGGCCAGCGGCUGGUUGGUGUCACAACUGUGGGGCUCGCUGCUCCUGCAGGAAUUGCACUGAGCUGGGGAAGUGGCCGUUUUGCUGCUGCAGUGGAUGCAGCCUGGGCUGUGCCCCUGGAGAAAGAAAGGGAGAGAAGACAACAGACUGCAGGGCUGGUGAGGCUGGCAUGGCUGAGGGAGGAAGAAGCUUCUAGACAUCCAGCCAGCUGCCACCUCCCGACAUGGGCUAGGUCCCGGGACCCGCUGCUCCUCUGCUCAAAGGAUGGGUAUCCCCUGAGGCAAAGCCACCCUCUUUCUGUGCACCUUCCUCCCAGCCCCCCAUCCCACCCCAUCCCAAUCCAUGCCAUCACUGGCAGCCAUCCGAUGGCCUUGCCCGACCCCUGCCCUGCCUCGACCACCUCCACUUCCCACCUCCCUCAUUCAACUUCUCCAUCAAGCAUUUGGUUUAUUUAGCAAAAAGGAAAAAAAAAAAAGGGGGUGAGAAUUUGCUUAGCUA
Galeopterus variegatus (Sunda flying lemur) is the source of this 6764-nucleotide messenger RNA. It is a transcript of the gene SDK2, whose product is annotated as sidekick cell adhesion molecule 2. Lineage: Eukaryota; Metazoa; Chordata; Mammalia; Dermoptera; Cynocephalidae. Gene Ontology annotation, molecular function: protein binding. The transcript has 43 exons. The record is from RefSeq and is a predicted model, not a curated record.